CCCUCCUGACCCAUGUGUUUUUUUUUUUUUUUUUUUUUUUUUUGAGACAGAGUUCACUCUUGUUGCCAAGGCUGGAGUGCAAUGGCACGAUCUCGGCUCAUGGCAACCUCCGCCUCCUGGGUUCAAGCGCUUUUCCUGCCUCAGCCUCCCGAGUAGCUGGGAUUACAGGCGUGCACCACCAUGCCUGGCUAAUUUUGUAUUUUUAGUAGAGACAGGGUUUCUCCAUAUUGGUCAGGCUGGUCUUGAACUCCUGACCUCAGAUGAUCCGCCCGCCUCGGCCUCCCACAGUGCUGGGAUUACAGGCAUGAGCCACCACGCCCAGCCCUGACCCAUGUUUUGAACCAAAUUCCAGCCACCCUUUUAUCUGCAAGCAUUUUGGAGGGCAUCGCAAUACUGCAGACCCACCUAACACAACAGACAAUUCCUUCAUGCCACCGAAGGCCUGGUGUGUUCACAUUUUUGGUUUAAUAGUUUGAAUUAAGAGCCAAAUAAGGUCCACACACUGCAAUUAGUUGACGUCUUUUUUUUUUUUUUUUUUUUUUUUUUUUGAGACGGAGUCUUGCUCUUGUCUGCAGGCCGCAGUGCAGUGGCAUGAUCUCAGCUCACCGCAACCUCCGACUCCCUGGUUCAAGCGAUUCUCCUGCCUCAGCCUCCCGAGUACCUGGUAGCUGGGUUUACAGGCGUGCACCACCGUGCCCAGCUAAUUUUUGUAUUUUUAGUAGAGACGGGGUUUUACCGUGUUGGCCAGGAUGGUCUCGAUCUCCUGACCUCGUGAUCUGCCCACGUCGGCCUCCCAAAGUGCUGGGAUUACAGGUGUGAGCCACCACACCCGGCCAAUGUCUUUUAAAAAUAUAUACGUUUUUGUUUUUGUUUUUGUUUUUUGAGACGGAGUUUCGCUCUUGUUGCCCAGGCUGGAGUGCAGUGGCGCGAUCUCAGCUCACGGCAACCUCCGCCUCCCGGGUUCAAGUGAUUCUCCUGCCUCAGCCUCUCCAGUAGCUCGGAUUACAGGCAUGUGCCACCAUGCCUGGCUAAUUUUGUAUUUUUAGGAGAGACGGGGUUUCUCCACGUUGGUGAGGCUGGUCUCAAACUCCUGACCUCAAGUGAUCCGCCUGCCUUGGCCUCCCAAAGUGUUGGGAUUACAGGUGUGAGCCAGCGUGCCCAGACAAAAAUAUAUAUGUGUCUUUAAGGCUGGUCAAGCAAAGCAUUGGGACUGGAGAAAGAAUGAAGAAUUCUACCUGGCUGUGAUCAAUUCGUUGUGAACACCACUGUGCUUGGACCAGCUAGCUGAUGUCUUUUGUUUUGUUUUGUUUGAGACGGAGUCUGGCUCUGUCACCCAGGCUGGAGGACAAUGGUGUGAUCUCGGCUCACUGCAGCCUCCACCUCCCGGGUUCAAGCGAUUCUCCUGCCUCAGCCUCCUGAGUAGCUGGGAUUAGAGGCGCGUGCCACCACGCCCGGCUAAUUUUUAAAAAUAUUUUUAGUAGAGAUGGGGUUUCACCAUGUUGGUCAGGCUGGUCUUGAACUCUUGGCCUUAGGUGAUCUGCUUGCCUCGGCCUCCCGAAGUGCUGGGAUUACAGGUGUGAGUGAUGCAUUUUAUUUAUUUAUUUAUUUAUUAUUAUUAUUUGAGAUGGAGUCUCACUCUGUUGCCCAGGCUGGAGUGCAGCCGUGCCAUCUCGGCUCACUGCAAGCUCCGCCUCCUGGGUUCACGCCAUUCUCCUGCCUCAGCCUCCCGAGUAGUCUGGACUGGUGCCCGCCACCAUGCCCAGCUAAUUUUUUGUAUUUUUAGUAGAGACGGGGUUUCACCGUGUUAGCCAGGAUGGUCUGGAUCUCCUGACCUCGUGAUCCGCCCGCCUCGGCCUCCCAAAGUGCUGGGACUACAGGCGUGAGCCACCGCCUGUCUUUUAAGUGUCCGAUGAUGCCUAGGAGCUUCCCUUCCUCUCUUUUUCCUUGUGCAAUUUGUUGAAGAAACUGGCUCCUGCAGCCUGGAUUUCUCGCUGUGUCUUGGGGGUGCCACCUCCAUGGUGUCACCUCCGUGGUGCUGUGAGUGUGUCCUUCGUGUUUCUUGUAAAUUGGUCAUUGGAGCCGACAUCCCAUUGUCCCAGAGGUUGUCCUGGCUGGCACUGACCUAGGUGUAGAUGUCAUCAGCUCAGGGCCCCCUGCUCUAAAGGCCACUUCUGGUGCUGGUUGCCACUCACCCUGGCUGGGGGUCACCUGGGUCUGCUGCUGUCUCGCAAAUGCUGGGGUCCAGGACUGGGCACAUCGAGGGACUUGGUAGGUGCUUGGUUCACUGAUGUAAAAUAUAGGAGCACCCGGGGCCUUGCCCUUUCCCACCCGCAUCCCUGAAUGACAGGAGAGUGUGGGAGAGUGUAGGGGCAGGAGGGGCAGACCCCGGGGCCCCUGCCUGGGAUUGGCGUCGGGGAAGACAGGCAUUCUGGAGCGACCCCUAGGCCUGAUGCCUUAGAGCGCAACUGCCAGAGACACAGCUUCCUUGGGGGGCUGGCCAGGCCACGGAGGGGCCCCUGGCUCCCAUUUCUGGUCCCUGGAUCCUGAGAGCGAGGACUAGGGAUUGUCACCAAGGCCUCCAUGAGCCCUCAGCGGAAGGAGGGCCACCCUCGAGGGCUCCGUUAUCACUGGAGCCCGCGUUCAACCAACACGCAGAUGAUUCUCCAAGGACAGAGAUGGAUGAUGGGGAGGGGGCUGGCCUGGAAGGACCCCCAGUGCAGGUGACAUUGAAGCCAGGUUUCAAAGCUCCCACAGGGAGCUGCCCAGAGAGAGUCCCCAAGGGGCAAGGUGACUCGGGGGCAGGGGUAGGGCCUCUGUCAGGAGAGCCUAGGAGAGGCCCGUGUCUUCUAGGAAGAGCCCUGGCAGCAGAGCGGAGGCAGUGAUGAGGACCUGCAUCCUGCAUGUCCAGCUGGCCUCACCCGGGGUCCCUGAGCCGGGUCUUACGUGGCUCCCGCACUCGGGCGUUCAGAAUGUGCCUGCGUGAGAAACGGUAGUUUCUUUAUUAGACAUGGGUGCAAACUCGCCAAACUUGUGGACAAAAAUGUGGACAAGAAGUCACACGCUCACUCCUGUACGCGAUUGCCGGCAGGGGUGGGGGAAGGGAUGGGGAGGCUUUGGUUGUGUCUGCAGCAGUUGGGAAUGUAGGGCACCCGAGCUCCCACACUGCAGAGGCGACUGUGGAGACAGAGAGCACCUGCAGGUCAUCCAUGCAGUAUCGGCUUGCAUCCAGAUCAUACAGGGAACACUAUGAUUCAACAACAGACAGGGACCCCGUUUAAACAUGGACAAGGGGUCACUCACGCCUGGAAUCCCAGCAGUUUGGGAGGCCAGGGUGGGUGGAUCGCUUGAGCCCAGGAGUUUCACACCAGCCUGGGCAACAGGGUGAGACCCCGGUCUCUAAAAAAUAAAAGAACAUUGGCCGGGCGUGGUGGUAUGCAUCUGUGGUCCCAGCUAUUCAGGAGACUGAGGUGGGACAUCACUUGAGCCGAGGAGAUCAAGGCUGCAGUGAGCUGUGAUCACACCACUGCACUCCAGGCUGGGUCACAGAGCAAGACCCUGUCUCAAAAAAAAAAAAAAAAAAAAAAAAUCACAGGAUCUGAACAGAGAUUUCUCCAAAGAAGACGCACAGAUGGCCAACAGCGUGUGAGAAGAUGGUCGGCCUCAUUAGUCAUGAGGGAAACGGAAAUCAAAACCACUGUCCAGCCGGGCGCAGUGCCUCACGCCUGUAAUCCCAGCACUUUAGGAGAGCAGAUGGCUUGAGGCCAGGAGUUUGAGGCCAGCCUGGGCAACAUAGCGAGACCAAUAAAUAGAUAUUAGUGGUGGUGCCUGUAGUCCCAGCUAGUUGGGAGGCUGAGGGGGGAGGAUUCCCUGAGUCUAUGAGGUUGAGACUGCAGUUAGCUGUGAUGGUGCCACUGCACUCCAGCCUGGGCGACUAGGAAACGGUCUUUAAAAAAAAAACAAAACAAAACAGGGUGGGCGCGGUGGUUCACGCCUGUAAUCUCAGCACUUUGGGAGGCCAAGGUGGGGGGAUCACAAGGUCAGGAGUUUGACCAGCCUGACCAACAUGGUGAAACCCCGUUCUACUAAAAAUACAAAAAUUAGCGAGGUGUGGUGGUGGGCGCCUGUAAUCCCAGCUAAUUAGGAGGCUGAGGCAGGAGAAUCACUUGAACCUGGGAGGCGGAGGUUGCAGUGAGCCAAUAUCACACCAUUACACUCUAGCCUGGUCAACAGAGCGAGACUCUGUCUCAAAAAAAAAAAAAAAAAAUGCUGAGCAUGGUGGCGCAUGCCUGUAGUCUCAGCUACUUUGGGGGCUGAGGCAGGAGAAUCGCUUGAACCUGGGAGGCAGAGGUUGCAGUGAGGCAAGAUUGCACCAUUGCACCCCAGCCUGGGAGACAGAGUGAAACUCUGUCUCAAAAAGAAAAGGUCUAGGAAGAGUCCACACCCUCUCCCCGCCGUGGCCACGCCGGGCCCCGCGCUGAGCCCUCUGUGUUCUUGUCUCUCCAUACCUCAUCACGGCACUGCAGGGUUGCAGCCACUCCUGGUCUCAUUUUACAGACCAGGAAAUUGAGGCUCUGAGAAGCCGUGGUGGAGAUGAUUUCAUCAGCAUGCUCUGGGGCAGACCCCUGGAGCCGCACAGGGUGCCUGGGGCCCACACUAGUGCCCUGGUUUAUAGACAGAGGUGGCAGUGGCGCUUCCGAGUCGGGCUGGGAUGUGCUUGCACUCCCCGAGGGGCUGAGGGGCCGAGGGGCCCUGCGCCCAGGUGCAGCUGCUUGGGUGCUGCCAGCCCCUCCCACCUCUCCCUCCCUGGCUCAUCCCUGCUGUGUCCCUUCCCUCUAGUUUCCUGUUCAGUUUCAGGAAGGAGGCUGGGAACCCAGAUGUAGGGAAUUUGCGCCCUGGAGUCAGACCUGGGUUCACGUCCCAGCACCUCCACUUCUGGUGUGACCUUGGUCCAGUCUCUCAGCCUCAGUUUCCUCACCUGUAAAGUGGGCUCCAUGAUUAGAUGCACCCUGCAGGGCAGUGUAGCAGUGACCUGGCUCAGCCACUGGCAGCCCCAACAAUCAUAACUUGUUAAAGUAGCUCUGUCGGUUCCCUCAGGGGUUCCAGGGGCGCAUUCCCCUGUCCUCCAUGCACUGUGAGACCUGCCCUGCCACAGAGCAGAGUGUAACAGCCUGAGGGUGAGAGCCAGGCACUGUGCCUGUGCUUAGACCGGACACUGGACGACGGGAGCCAGUGCAGCCUGGGCGGGUGGACUCCUAUGGACCCCUCAGCACCCAGCCUCGGUGGCUUCAGCGCAGGGCCGCGUGGCUGUGGGGGCUCACAAGACCCGGCCCACUCCUGCUUGUGCCUACAUCUGGGUGUUUGCCCAUUGGUGCCUUUUGACGCGUUCUGGUGUGUGUGAGACGUGCGGGGCUGGGAAGUGUUGGCAGAGCCGCGAGUACCGUCCUCACUCCUUUUGUUCUUUUGACGUAAGCUGGCGAGUGGCACUGCCUGAGUUCCGCUCAGUGCCCGCCCUGAGCGGGCAUCCUUGCUGUUAGGUGGUGGCGGUGUGCGCUGUCGCUGGUGGGCACCGAGAGCCUUUGGGAGCUUUGGGGAGGUUGUGCCAAGCUUGAGCCUCGACGUCCCCCUUCCCGGCUUUCUGUUGGCUCUUCUGAGGCCAGGGCAUCUCUGUGAGGGCCUCCUGCUGGAGCCAUCUCUGUGGAUCUCCUCUGCCAUCCUGGCCCACGUGUGGGUGAUGCGCUGGCCACCAUCUGGUGACAGUGGCCGGGCACCGCUGCCAAAUGUGGGUCCCGCAUCUGCAAGCCCCUCCCUGGGUCCCCUAGGGUAUGGGGUGGUUCUGCCACUGCCCUCGCUCCCCCACCUUGGGGUGCCUCUCCCCCUGCUCGUGGGGGAGACCCUGCCUGGGAUCUGCUUUCCAGCGAGGAAUAUACUUUGGAGGGAGACACACGUGUUCUUUUCCGGAGCUCUGCAGUGGCCACGGCAGCCCAGCCCGCCAAGCACCCUGGAAUGAAAACAUCCCGCUGCCGUCUGGGCCUGGCCUGCACUCUGCUGCCUGCGCUCCAGCUGGCUGAGGCCGGGCACGUCUGCGGGCACAGCGGCGGGGGCGCCACAGUCUCCCUGCAGAGUGAGCGCAGCUGGAAAAUGCAGCUCACGCCCUUUCCCAGAACACCUCGCUCUUCAUGGCUUGGCAGCUGUCCUCGCCUAGGGGCCGGGGUGCCCAGGCACUGGUGGCAGGAGAAGGGCUCCAUCUGGGGCUGAGGCGGGCUGGGUCCUUUUCUCCCUGCAGCUCCCGAGGCCCAGCCCUGGCCCAGCCUGGCGUUCCUGACCUUAGGAGCGCCAUGAUCUGAAGACAGGCUGGCUUCUGUGAGGCCACCUCGGAAAGGGCUUUGUGCCCAGGCAGAGGCGGAAGCCAGCUCUUCCUUCUGGUUGAGGCAGGAAUGAGGCCAGCGCUGGGGCAAGCCCAUGCCCAGGGAACGUCACAGCUGUGGGAGUACAGGGGCUCCGGGUUCUGAGCCCGUCCACUGUGCAUCGUGGCCCUGGCCUCAGGAUGGCUCAUGCCAUCAUUGGCUGUGCCCACAGCCGAGUGGGUGAUGGGAUUCCGGCUGCCCCGCUGGAUCUGUGCCGCUGCCCUCUCCAGGGCACUGCUGUGCCUGCACAGCCGGGCGCAGAUGGCCAGUUUGCUUGCCGCCCCCCCCCCCACCCGCUUCCUAACUUGGCUUCCUCCAUUGACACACUGGACCCUGCUGGCUGCCCGGGGAGGUGUUUGGGGGAUGGUGUUGGGGGAGGAGGAGGGCCCCUUGAGCCUCAGUGUGCCCAGCCUCAGUGUGCCCAUCAGGAGCAUAGGGCCAGUGCAGCACCUGCCCACACAGGCUGUGAAGGGUGGGAGUGGAGAGGGAUGCAAGGGGGUCGCAACGCCUGGCUCCAUGUCAGCUGCGUGCAGGGGCACCAGGAGCCGGCCCUCAUUCUCCCCUUGAACUGGAAGGGUGGCCCCGACCCCAGCGGCAGGUGGCAUACGUAUGAAGCGCUCUCCUUCCUACACCCCACAGGUGGGCUCGUCUCCAAACGGCCCUUUUUGAGCUGGCUGUGUUUUUCCAUCAGUGUAGGCAAGGACAUCGCAGACUCCCCUUUCUCGUCUCCCUCGUUCGGCCUCCGAGGCCGGAGUCUCCAUCCCUGUGCCUGCCUGUGGGUCCCGGGAGGACCCGAGGCUGCCCAUGUCACCCCCGGCGUCUCAUCCUGGGGACAGUUCAGCCGUGGGAGGGAUCUGUAAGGACAGAAUGCCGCUGAGCCUGGGGCUCCCCGGCUAGUCUCACACCCCGUGUCUGGGACCCAGAGACCCUCGUGCAGGGCUCUGUUGCCUGGGGCCUGGCAGCCUCGUCCUCUAUCAGAGGCUGCAACCCCCACCCCUCGUGGGGCCAGGGUUGUGGCCGGCCUCCCUGGCCCUCCCCAUGGAAGUGGUAGGCGGAGCCAGCAGCCGUCUGCCCAGCCCGGGGCUGCACUGUUUUUUUUCAAAUGAGCACCGUCCCAAACUGCAGCCCAUUAAUUUAAACAGGAUCAUUUCCGGCCCUGGAAGCCGCCUCACUCUCCUUAAAUGGAAAGGAGCACAGCACAGAGGGAAACAGAUGAGGUCAUGGCUCGGCUGGCCCAGCGAGGAAGGGGCCGCAGUGGGGGUGGCACUGCCGCCUGUCCCCUGUCCUCUCCAGCGCCCACACUGCAGCCCAUUUCCUCACCCUGGGCCUGCUCUCGGGAGGGACGGGCCUGGGGGUCCUCUUGCUGGGCGGAGGGGAACCGGCUCCUCCAGGAGAGGACGGGGCCUGGCAGGGGGCACGGGGCCUCCCUGGGUCUGGCGUCCUGUCCUGCCCCUGCCGAGGGAGGAGCGGUUACAUAAGCUCCGCAGGCGGCCCCUCCGAGCCGGUCCCCCCAGCCCAGUUUCCAGUGAGGCGGCCAGCGCGGGCGGGGGUGCCGGGCCUGGCGCACGCCCGCCACUGACCACACGCGUCUGGAAUGUGCAGAUGUUUCUUUGGGGGCUCUGUCCGGCCCCCAGACCCCACUCAGCAUCUGGUCUGGGGAGUGGGCACCUGGGGCACUCAGCUCUGAGUGUGAGGCUCUGAGGCAGGUCUGGUUUGUCUGGGGCCAUUCCCUCUGCUGUGGAUUGGGAGGGCCCCGGGAGCUGCCCCACACCCAGGGAAGUUCUCCUCAGUCCCACUGUUGCAUGCCCCGACCCCGGCUCCCCCGGCCCAGAAGCGCCUGUGGGGCAGAAGGCCCAGCCCCAAGACUUCCCGGCCCUGCCAGCCUCAGGCUUCACCCACCCUCGCACCAACUGUGGGCAGAGCCCAGGGGGAGGGCAGGAGAGCCAGCACCUGGCUGGGAACACCCCUGAAGGGCCGAGGCUCCAGGGCGAGGGGGCCCGACCUGGGGUUCACACGCCCGGGUGGCGGGCAGACCCGCUGCAGCAUGAGACACGUGUCAGCUACCUCGGGCCGGCAGGCUGGCCCUGCUGCCCACAGCCCUGGGACGUGGCCCCACCUGUGACAGGGGUGUGGAGGGGCAGCCUCCAGGCCUGGCCACACCCUCUGCUGUUGCUGCUCCUGCUGCAGGAUUGGCAAGGGUGCUGGGAAGGGGUGAAGACCCGUACUGUGGCCACACACCUGGGACUUCCUUCUCCACCCAGUGGUGCCCCAGCAGCCGCUAAGGAGCCCGCUGGGUCCCACGCUAGGAUGGUCCUAACUCCUCCUGCCUUCCAGAUCGGACGGUCGGCGCUGGGGGCCCCUUGUGUCCCAGGGCUGGGGCACCGUCCUGCCCCCCAUGGGGGUGUACUCCUCCCGACAAGCUUGGCUUCAGCUUCCCUGGGAGCGCAUCCUGGCCCUCGGGCACCCAUCAGGCUGUCCCUGUGCACCUGGCUCCCACCCUUCCAGCUCAUAGCAGGAACUGGGGUGAGGAGUGCGUGGGGCAGCAAGGGCCUGGGACCCCAGAGGACCCUGCACUCUGCUCUGUGCUCUUGCCUGGGCUUAGGGCCGCUCGGUGGUCCUGCUGCCAGAUGCCUGGGCCCUGCUGUGUCCCCCAUCCUUGCAGGGAACCAGAACGUGGGGGCAGGGCAUCAGACAGCGGCGAUGAUGUCACCUGGCGGGUGCGGAGGAAGCCCGAGGGGCGGGGUGGGGGGGCUGGCGCGAGGCUGCCUGGCUAGGCCUUGGCGUUCCCCCAGAACGGCGAUGGCAAAAGCAGAUGGAGACGUGGAAAAGUACGAGAGCAAGUGGGGUGAGGACUCCACGGGGACCCCUGUGCUGGUCCCUGUCCCUGAAGCCCACACCUGAGUCCUGCCCAGGGCAGAUGCUUCCACACCCAGGGGGCACCUGAGUCCUACCCAGGGCAGACGCUUCCACACCCUGGGGCCUGGGGGACUGCACCUGGCUCCUGUCUGGGCCCCAGCUUCAUUCCACUACACUGGGCCCUGGGAGCUCGGCUGAGCGGGGUCCCCAAGACCUUGCUGCAUUUCUGGGCCUUGGGCUGGGGUGAGGGCCGGGAGAAGGAGCCAGCCUGGAGCCUGGCACGCAGGGAGUGCAUGGCCAGAACCGGUGACAGGCGGGGCUGCCUGCUGGCGUGGAAGAAGUGUCCAUGGCACCCCCAGGCCUGGUUCACAGUGGGAUGGGCGGGGAGCGGGGGGGCUCUGGGGUCCUCGGCUGACCUGCCCCCACCCCUGCCCUGGCUUGUCAGCUCCCAGCAGCAGCCACUCGAUGGAUUUUCCAGAAAAUGAGGUGUGGCCAAACAUCUUCAGACUUUUCCUUCUUUCCUUUCUCCCGUGGCCUGGGUGGGAGCUGCUCCCCAUGCCUGGGGGCAGGUUCGAGAGCCUGUGCCCCUCCCCGGGGCAGUUUCACAGCUGUGUCCCUUCCAGGGGGCCUGCCUGUGUUCACCGUGGCCUCUGCAGCACCUCUCGCCCCUUAGGGCUGCUGCGCCUCGGGUCCCGGUGCCUCAUUCUCCCUAAAGCAUUGGUUCUGCUGCCGCCGCAGCCGCUGGAAAGUCCCUCCUCAGGUCUAACUGCAGUUCCUCACGGCACAGUGUUCCCCCUCGGGCAUGGUGCUUGGGCAGCGGGUGUGAGUCCAGCUGCCUCACCCUGUCCCGAGAAUGGCCACUUGCUGGUCUCCCAGCCGCCACCCUGUCCCACUCCACGGCGGGGAUGGUGUGGAUGCCUAGCAGCGCGGCUGUGGGCCCACCCAUCCUUAUGGGCAGUGGGGAGCACCUCAGCCCGUGUCCCUACCUUGGUGUAGAGGAGGGGACGGCAGAGAAGCAGGAUUCAGUUGGGGGGAAGCGGUGGCCCUGCCGGAGGGGCCGUUCCCUGUGUGUCUGGCCCCCAGAUCCUCUCCCCUCCCGGAGCCCAGGGCACUGGCAUAGGCUCUCUGAGUGUCCCGCAGCCCCUGGGGGAAGGGAACUGCACCCCCAACCGUGCCCUCCAUCCGCAGAUGGAACGAGAAGCUCCGGGAGCCAGUGCCCAGCGUCUCAUCUGUCUGGGCGCCCAGCCCAGAGACGUCUCCCACAACCUGCUCCGGGCGCUGGAUGUUGGGCUCCUGGCGAACCUCUCGGCGCUGGCAGAGCUGGAUAUAAGCAACAACAAGAUUUCUACAUUAGAAGAAGGAAUAUUUGCUAAUUUAUUUAAUUUAAGUGAAAUAAACCUGAGUGGGAACCCGUUUGAGUGUGACUGUGGCCUGGCGUGGCUGCCGCGAUGGGCGGAGGAGCAGCAGGUGCGGGUGGUGCAGCCCGAGGCAGCCACGUGUGCUGGGCCUGGCUCCCUGGCUGGCCAGCCUCUGCUUGGCAUCCCCUUGCUGGACAGUGGCUGUGGUGAGGAGUAUGUCGCCUGCCUCCCUGACAACAGCUCAGGCACCGUGGCAGCAGUGUCCUUUUCAGCUGCCCACGAAGGCCUGCUUCAGCCAGAGGCCUGCAGCGCCUUCUGCUUCUCCACCGGCCAGGGCCUCGCAGCCCUCUCGGAGCAGGGCUGGUGCUUGUGUGGGGCGGCCCAGCCCUCCAGUGCCUCCUUCGCCUGCCUGUCCCUCUGCUCCGGCCCCCCGCCGCCUCCUGCCCCCACCUGUAGGGGCCCCACCCUCCUCCAGCACGUCUUCCCUGCCUCCCCAGGGGCCGCCCUGGUGGGGCCCCACGGACCCCUGGCCUCUGGCCAGCUAGCAGCCUUCCACAUCGCUGCCCCGCUCCCUGUCACUGCCACACGCUGGGACUUCGGAGAUGGCUCCGCCGAGGUGGAUGCCGCUGGGCCGGCUGCCUCGCAUCGCUAUGUGCUGCCUGGGCGCUAUCACGUGACGGCCGUGCUGGCCCUGGGGGCCAGCUCAGCCCUGCUGGGGACAGACGUGCAGGUGGAAGCGGCACCUGCCGCCCUGGAGCUUGUGUGCCCGUCCUCGGUGCAGAGUGACGAGAGCCUCGACCUCAGCAUCCAGAACCGCGGUGGUUCAGGCCUGGAGGCCGCCUACAGCAUCGUGGCCCUGGGCGAGGAGCCGGCCCGAGCGGUGCACCCGCUCUGCCCCUCGGACACGGAGAUCUUCCCUGGCAACGGGCACUGCUACCGCCUGGUGGUGGAGAAGGCGGCCUGGCUGCAGGCGCAGGAGCAGUGUCGGGCCUGGGCCGGGGCCGCCCUGGCAAUGGUGGACAGUCCCGCCGUGCAGCGCUUCCUGGUCUCCCGGGUCACCAGGAGCCUAGACGUGUGGAUCGGCUUCUCGACUGUGCAGGGGGUGGAGGUGGGCCCGGCACCGCAGGGCGAGGCCUUCAGCCUGGAGAGCUGCCAGAACUGGCUGCCUGGGGAGCCACACCCAGCCACAGCCGAGCACUGCGUCCGGCUCGGGCCCACCGGGUGGUGUAACACCGACCUGUGCUCAGCGCCGCACAGCUACGUCUGCGAGCUGCGGCCCGGAGGCCCAGUGCAGGAUGCCGAGAACCUCCUCGUGGGAGCGCCCAGUGGGGACCCGCAGGGACCCCUGAUGCCUCUGGCACAGCAGGACAGCCUCUCAGCCCCGCACGAGCCCGUGGAGGUCAUGGUAUUCCCGGGCCUGCGUCUGAGCCGUGAAGCCUUCCUCACCACGGCCGAAUUUGGGACCCAGGAGCUCCGGCGGCCCGCCCAGCUGCGGCUGCAGGUGUACCGGCUCCUCAGCACAGCAGGGACCCCGGAGAACGGCAGCGAGCCUGAGAGCAGGUCCCCGGACAACAGGACCCAGCUGGCCCCCGCGUGCAUGCCAGGGGGACGCUGGUGCCCUGGAGCCAACAUCUGCUUGCCGCUGGACGCCUCCUGCCACCCCGAGGCCUGCGCCAAUGGCUGCACGUCAGGGCCAGGGCUACCCGGGGCCCCCUAUGCGCUAUGGAGAGAGUUCCUCUUCUCCGUUCCCGCGGGGCCCCCCGCGCAGUACUCGGUCACCCUCCACGGCCAGGAUGUCCUCAUGCUCCCUGGUGACCUCGUUGGCUUGCAGCACGACGCUGGCCCUGGCGCCCUCCUGCACUGCUCGCCGGCUCCCGGCCACCCUGGUCCCCAGUCCCCGUACCUCUCCGCCAACGCCUCGUCAUGGCUGCCCCACUUGCCAGCCCAGCUGGAGGGCACUUGGGCCUGCCCUGCCUGUGCCCUGCGGCUGCUUGCAGCCACAGAACAGCUCACCGUGCUGCUGGGCCUGAGGCCCAACCCUGGGCUGCGGCUGCCUGGGCGCUAUGAGGUCCGGGCAGAGGUGGGCAAUGGCGUGUCCAGGCACAACCUGUCCUGCAGCUUUGACGUGGUCUCCCCAGUGGCUGGGCUGCGGGUCAUCUACCCUGCCCCCCGCGACGGCCGCCUCUACGUGCCCACCAACGGCUCAGCCUUGGUGCUCCAGGUGGACUCUGGUGCCAACGCCACGGCCACAGCUCGCUGGCCUGGGGGCAAUGUCAGCGCCCGCUUUGAGAAUGCCUGCCCUGCCUUGGUGGCCACCUUCGUGCCCGGCUGCCCCUGGGAGACCAAUGAUACCCUGUUCUCAGUGGUAGCACUGCCGUGGCUCAGUGAGGGGGAGCACGUGGUGGAUGUUGUGGUGGAAAACAGCGCCAGCCGGGCCAACCUCAGCCUGCAGGUGACGGCGGAGGAGCCCAUCUGUGGCCUCCGCGCCACGCCCAGCCCCGAGGCCCGUGUACUGCAGGGAGUCCUAGUGAGGUACAGCCCCGUGGUGGAGGCCGGCUCGGACAUGGUCUUCCGGUGGACCAUCAACGACAAGCAGUCCCUGACCUUCCAGAACGUGGUCUUCAAUGUCAUUUAUCAGAGCGCGGCGGUCUUCAAGCUCUCACUGACGGCCUCCAACCACGUGAGCAACGUCACCGUGAACUACAACGUCACCGUGGAGCGGAUGAACAGGAUGCAGGGCCUGCGGGUCUCCACAGUGCCGGCCGUGCUGUCCCCCAAUGCCACGCUGGCACUGACGGCGGGCGUGCUGGUGGACUCGGCCGUGGAGGUGGCCUUCCUGUGGACCUUUGGGGAUGGGGAGCAGGCUCUCCACCAGUUCCAGCCUCCGUACAACGAGUCCUUCCCGGUUCCAGACCCCUCGGUGGCCCAGGUGCUGGUGGAGCACAAUGUCACGCACACCUACGCUGCCCCAGGUGAGUACGUCCUGACCGUGCUGGCAUCUAAUGCCUUCGAGAACCUGACGCAGCAGGUGUCUGUGAGCGUGCGCGCCUCCCUGCCCUCCGUGGCUGUGGGUGUGAGUGACAGCGUCCUGGUGGCCGGCCGGCCCGUCACCUUCUACCCGCACCCGCUGCCCUCGCCUGGGGGUGUUCUUUACACGUGGGACUUCGGGGACGGCUCCCCUGUCCUGACCCAGAGCCAGCCGGCUGCCAACCACACCUAUGCCUCGAGGGGCACCUACCACGUGCGCCUGGAGGUCAACAACACGGUGAGCGGUGCGGCGGCCCAGGCAGAUGUGCGCGUCUUUGAGGAGCUCCGUGGGCUCAGCGUGGACAUGAGCCUGGCCGUGGAGCAGGGCGCCCCCGUGGUGGUCAGCGCCGCGGUGCAGACGGGCGACAACAUCACGUGGACCUUCGACAUGGGGGACGGCACCGUGCUGUCGGGCCCGGAGGCCACAGUGGAGCAUGUGUACCUGCGGGCACAGAACUGCACAGUGACCGUGGGUGCGGCCAGCCCCGCCGGCCACCUGGCCCAGAGCCUGCACGUGCUGGUCUUCGUCCUGGAGGUGCUGCGCGUCGAGCCUGCCGCCUGCAUCCCCACGCAGCCUGACACGCGGCUCACGGCCUAUGUCACCGGGAACCCGGCCCACUACCUCUUCGACUGGACCUUUGGGGAUGGCUCCUCCAACACGACCGUGCGGGGGUGCCCGACGGUGACACACAACUUCACGCGGAGCGGCACGUUCCCCCUGGCGCUGGUGCUGUCCAGCCGCGUGAACAGGGCGCAUUACUUCACCAGCAUCUGCGUGGAGCCAGAGGUGGGCAACGUCACCCUGCAGCCAGAGAGGCAGUUUGUGCAGCUCGGGGACGAGGCCCGGCUGGUGGCAUGUUCCUGGCCCCCGUUCCCCUACCGCUACACCUGGGACUUUGGCACCGAGGAAGCCGCCCCCGCCCGUGCCGGGGGCCCUGAGGUGACGUUCAUCUACCGAGACCCAGGCUCCUAUCUUGUGACAGUCACCGCGUCCAACAACAUCUCCGCUGCCAAUGACUCAGCCCUGGUGGAGGUGCAGGAGCCCGUGCUGGUCACCAGCAUCAAGGUCAAUGGCUCCCUUGGGCUGGAGCUGCAGCAGCCGUACCUGUUCUCUGCUGUGGGCCGUGGGCGCCCCGCCAGCUACGUGUGGGAUCUGGGGGACGGUGGGCGGCUCGAGGGUCCGGAGGUCACCCACGCUUACAACAGCACAGGUGACUUCACCGUUAGGGUGGCCGGCUGGAAUGAGGUGAGCCGCAGCGAGGCCUGGCUCAAUGUGACGGUGAAGCGGCGCGUGCGGGGGCUCGUCGUCAAUGCCAGCCGCACGGUGGUGCCCCUGAAUGGGAGCGUGAGCUUCAGCACCUCGCUGGAGGCCGGCAGUGAUGUGCGCUAUUCCUGGGUGCUCUGUGACCGCUGCACGCCCAUCCCUGGGGGUCCUACCAUCUCUUACACCUUCCGCUCCGUGGGCACCUUCAAUAUCAUCGUCACGGCUGAGAACGAGGUGGGCUCCGCCCAGGACAGCAUCUUCGUCUAUGUCCUGCAGCUCAUAGAGGGGCUGCAGGUGGUGGGCGGUGGCCGCUACUUCCCCACCAACCACACGGUACAGCUGCAGGCCGUGGUCAGGGAUGGCACCAAUGUCUCCUACAGCUGGACUGCCUGGAGGGACAGGGGCCCGGCCCUGGCCGGCAGCGGCAAAGGCUUCUCGCUCACCGCGCUCGAGGCCGGCACCUACCAUGUGCAGCUGCGGGCCACCAACAUGCUGGGCAGCGCCUGGGCCGACUGCACCGUGGACUUCGUGGAGCCUGUGGGGUGGCUGAUGGUGGCCGCCUCCCCGAACCCAGCUGCCGUCAACACAAGCGUCACCCUCAGUGCCGAGCUGGCUGGUGGCAGUGGUGUCGUAUAUACUUGGUCCUUGGAGGAGGGGCUGAGCUGGGAGACCCCCGAGCCAUUUACCACCCACAGCUUCCCCACACCCGGCCUGCACUUGGUCACCAUGACGGCAGGGAACCCGCUGGGCUCAGCCAACACCACCGUGGAAGUGGAUGUGCAGGUGCCUGUGAGUGGCCUCAGCAUCAGGGCCAGCGAGCCGGGAGGCAACUUCGUGGCGGCCGGGUCCUCUGUGCCCUUUUGGGGGCAGCUGGCCACGGGCACCAAUGUGAGCUGGUGCUGGGCUGUGCCCGGCGGCAGCAGCAAGCGUGGCCCUCAUGUCACCAUGGUCUUCCCGGAUGCUGGCACCUUCUCCAUCCGGCUCAAUGCCUCCAACGCAGUCAGCUGGGUCUCAGCCACUUACAACCUCACGGUGGAGGAGCCCAUCGUGGGCCUGGUGCUGUGGGCCAGCAGCAAGGUGGUGGCACCCGGGCAGCUGGUCCAUUUUCAGAUCCUGCUGGCUGCCGGCUCAGCUGUCACCUUCCGCCUGCAGGUCGGCGGGGCCAGCCCCGAGGUGCUCCCCGGGCCCCGUUUCUCCCACAGCUUCCCCCGCGUCGGAGACCACGUGGUGAGCGUGCAGGGCAAAAACCACGUGAGCUGGGCCCAGGCGCAGGUGCGCAUCGUGGUGCUGGAGGCCGUGAGCGGGCUGCAGGUGCCCAACUGCUGCGAGCCUGGCAUCGCCACGGGCACUGAGAGGAACUUCACAGCCCGCGUGCAGCGCGGCUCUCGGGUCGCCUAUGCCUGGUACUUCUCGCUGCAGAAGGUCCAGGGUGACUCGCUGGUCAUCCUGUCGGGCCGCGACGUCACCUACACGCCCGUGGCCGCGGGGCUGUUGGAGAUCCAGGUGCGCGCCUUCAAUGCCCUGGGCAGUGAGAACCGCACGCUGGUGCUGGAGGUUCAGGACGCUGUCCAGUAUGUGGCCCUGCAGAGCGGCCCCUGCUUCACCAACCGCUCGGCACAGUUUGAGGCCGCCACCAGCCCCAGCCCCCGGCGCGUGGCCUACCACUGGGACUUUGGGGAUGGGUCGCCAGGGCAGGACACAGAUGAGCCCAGGGCCGAGCACUCCUACCUGAGGCCUGGGGACUACCGCGUGCAGGUGAAUGCCUCCAACCUGGUGAGCUUCUUCGUGGCGCAGGCCACGGUGACUGUCCAGGUGCUGGCCUGCCGGGAGCCGGAGGUGGACGUGGUCCUGCCCCUGCAGGUGCUGAUGCGGCGAUCACAGCGCAACUACCUGGAGGCCCACGUUGACCUGCGCGACUGCGUCACCUACCAGACUGAGUACCGCUGGGAGGUGUACCGCACUGCCAGCUGCCAGCGGCCGGGGCGCCCGGCGCGUGUGGCCCUGCCCGGCGUGGACGUGAGCCGGCCUCAGCUGGUGCUGCCGCGGCUGGCGCUGCCUGUGGGGCACUACUGCUUUGUAUUUGUCGUGUCAUUUGGGGACACGCCACUGGCACGGAGCAUCCAGGCCAAUGUGACGGUGGCCCCCGAGCGCCUGGUGCCCAUCAUUGAGGGUGGCUCAUACCGCGUGUGGUCAGACACACAGGACCUGGUGCUGGAUGGGAGCGAGUCCUACGACCCCAACCUGGAGGACGGCGACCAGACGCCGCUCAGUUUCCACUGGGCCUGUGUGGCUUCGACACAGAGGGAGGCUGGCGGGUGUGCGCUGAACUUUGGGCCCCGCGGGAGCAGCACGGUCACCAUUCCACGGGAGCGGCUGGCGGCUGGCGUGGAGUACACCUUCAGCCUGACCGUGUGGAAGGCCGGCCGCAAGGAGGAGGCCACCAACCAGACGGUGCUGAUCCGGAGUGGCCGGGUGCCCAUUGUGUCCUUGGAGUGUGUGUCCUGCAAGGCACAGGCCGUGUACGAAGUGAGCCGCAGCUCCUACGUGUACCUGGAGGGCCGCUGCCUCAAUUGCAGCAGUGGCUCCAAGCGAGGGCGGUGGGCUGCACGUACGUUCAGCAACAAGACGCUGGUGCUGGAUGAGACCACCACGUCCACGGGCAGCGCAGGCAUGCGACUGGUGCUGCGGCGGGGCGUGCUGCGGGACGGCGAGGGAUACACCUUCACGCUCACGGUGCUGGGCCGCUCUGGCGAGGAGGAGGGCUGCGCCUCCAUCCGCCUGUCCCCCAACCGCCCGCCGCUGGGGGGCUCUUGCCGCCUCUUCCCACUGGGCGCUGUGCACGCCCUCACUACCAAGGUGCACUUCGAAUGCACGGGUUGGCAUGACGCGGAGGAUGCUGGCGCCCCGCUGGUGUACGCCCUGCUGCUGCGGCGCUGUCGCCAGGGCCACUGCGAGGAGUUCUGUGUCUACAAGGGCAGCCUCUCCGGCUACGGAGCUGUGCUGCCCCCGGGUUUCAGGCCACACUUCGAGGUGGGCCUGGCCGUGGUGGUGCAGGACCAGCUGGGAGCCGCUGUGGUCGCCCUCAACAGGUCUCUGGCCAUCACCCUCCCAGAGCCUAACGGCAGUGCAACGGGGCUCACAGUCUGGCUGCACGGGCUCACCGCUAGUGUGCUCCCGGGGCUGCUGCGGCAGGCCGAUCCCCAGCACGUCAUCGAGUACUCGCUGGCCCUGGUCACCGUGCUGAACGAGUACGAGCAGGCCCUGGACGUGGCGGCAGAGCCCAAGCACGAGCGGCAGCGCCGAGCCCAGAUACGCAAGAACAUCACGGAGACUCUGGUGUCCCUGCGGGUCCACACUGUGGAUGACAUCCAGCAGAUCGCUGCUGCGCUGGCCCAGUGCAUGGGGCCCAGCAGGGAGCUCGUAUGCCGCUCAUGCCUGAAGCAGACGCUGCACAAGCUGGAGGCCAUGAUGCGCAUCCUGCAGGCAGAGACCACCGCGGGCACCGUGACGCCCACCGCCAUCGGAGACAGCAUCCUCAACAUCACAGGAGACCUCAUCCACCUGGCCAGCUCGGACGUGCGGGCACCACAGCCCUCAGAGCUGGGAGCCGAGUCACCAUCGCGGAUGGUGGCGUCCCAGGCCUACAACCUGACCUCUGCCCUCAUGCGCAUCCUCAUGCGCUCCCGCGUGCUCAACGAGGAGCCCCUGAUGCUGGCGGGCGAGGAGAUCGUGGCCCAGGGCAAGCGCUCGGACCCGCGGAGCCUGCUGUGCUAUGGCGGCGCCCCAGGGCCUGGCUGCCACUUCUCCAUCCCCGAGGCUUUCAGCGGGGCCCUGGCCAACCUCAGUGACGUGGUGCAGCUCAUCUUUCUGGUGGACUCCAAUCCCUUUCCCUUUGGCUAUAUCAGCAACUACACCGUCUCCACCAAGGUGGCCUCGAUGGCAUUCCAGACACAGGCCGGCGCCCAGAUCCCCAUCGAGCGGCUGGCCUCAGAGCGCGCCAUCACCGUGAAGGUGCCCAACAACUCGGACUUGGCUGCCCGGGGCCACCGCAGCUCCGCCAACUCCGUUGUGGUCCAGCCCCAGGCCUCCGUCGGUGCUGUGGUCACCCUGGACAGCAGCAACCCUGCGGCCGGGCUGCAUCUGCAGCUCAACUAUACGCUGCUGGACGGCCGCUACCUGUCUGAGGAACCCGAGCCCUACCUGGCAGUCUACCUGCACUCGGAGCCCCGGCCCAAUGAGCACAACUGCUCGGCUAGCAGGAGGAUCCGCCCAGAGUCACUCCAGGGUGCCGACCACCGGCCCUACACCUUCUUCAUUUCCCCGGGGAGCAGAGACCCAGCGGGGAGUUACCAUCUGAACCUCUCCAGCCACUUCCGCUGGUCAGUGCUGGAGGUGUCCGUGGGCCUGUACACGUCCCUGUGUCAGUACUUCAGCGAGGAGGACAUGGUGUGGAGGACAGAGGGGCUGCUGCCCCUGGAGGAGACCUCGCCCCGCCAGGCCGUCUGCCUCACCCGCCACCUCACCGCCUUCGGCGCCAGCCUCUUCGUGCCCCCAAGCCAUGUCCGCUUUGUCUUUCCGGAGCCGACAGCGGAUGUAAACUACAUCGUCAUGCUGACAUGUGCUGUGUGCCUGGUGACCUACAUGGUCAUGGCCGCCAUCCUGCACAAGCUGGACCAGUUGGAUGCCAGCCGAGGCCGCGCCAUCCCCUUCUGUGGGCAGCGGGGCCGCUUCAAGUACGAGAUCCUCGUCAAGACAGGCUGGGGCCGGGGCUCAGGUACCACGGCCCACGUGGGCAUCAUGCUGUAUGGGGUGGACAGCCGGAGUGGCCACCGGCACCUGGACGGCGACAGAGCCUUCCACCGCAACAGCCUGGACAUCUUCCGGAUCGCCACCCCGCAUAGCCUGGGUAGCGUGUGGAAGAUCCGAGUGUGGCACGACAACAAAGGGCUCAGCCCUGCCUGGUUCCUGCAGCACAUCAUCGUCAGGGACCUGCAGACGGCACGCAGCGCCUUCUUCCUGGUCAAUGACUGGCUUUCGGUGGAGACGGAGGCCAACGGGGGCCUGGUGGAGAAGGAGGUGCUGGCCGCGAGCGACGCAGCCCUGUUGCGCUUCCGGCGCCUGCUGGUGGCUGAGCUGCAGCGCGGCUUCUUUGACAAGCACAUCUGGCUCUCCAUAUGGGACCGGCCGCCUCGUAGCCGUUUCACUCGCAUCCAGAGGGCCACCUGCUGCGUUCUCCUCAUCUGCCUCUUCCUGGGCGCCAACGCCGUGUGGUACGGGGCUGUUGGCGACUCUGCCUACAGCACGGGGCGUGUGUCCAGGCUGAGCCCGCUGAGCGUCGACACAGUCGCUGUUGGCCUGGUGUCCAGCGUGGUUGUCUAUCCCGUCUACCUGGCCAUCCUCUUUCUCUUCCGGAUGUCCCGGAGCAAGGUGGCUGGGAGCCCGAGCCCCACACCUGCCGGGCAGCAGGUGCUGGACAUCGACAGCUGCCUGGACUCGUCCGUGCUGGACAGCUCCUUCCUCACGUUCUCAGGCCUCCACGCUGAGCAGGCCUUUGCUGGACAGAUGAAGAGUGACUUGUUUCUGGAUGAUUCUAAGAGUCUGGUGUGCUGGCCCUCCAGCGAGGGAACGCUCAGUUGGCCGGACCUGCUCAGUGACCCGUCCAUUGUGGGUAGCAAUCUGCGGCAGCUGGCACGGGGCCAGGCGGGCCAUGGGCUGGGCCCAGAGGAGGACGGCUUCUCCCUGGCCAGCCCCUACUCGCCUGCCAAAUCCUUCUCAGCAUCAGAUGAAGACCUGAUCCAGCAGGUCCUUGCUGAGGGGGUCAGCAGCCCAGCCCCUACCCAAGACACCCACAUGGAAACGGACCUGCUCAGCAGCCUGUCCAGCACUCCUGGGGAGAAGACAGAGACGCUGGCGCUGCAGAGGCUGAGGGAGCUGGGGCCACCCAGCCCAGGCCUGAACUGGGAACAGCCCCAGGCAGCGAGGCUGUCCAGGACAGGAUUGGUGGAGGGUCUGCGGAAGCGCCUGCUGCCGGCCUGGUGUGCCUCCCUGGCCCACGGGCUCAGCCUGCUCCUGGUGGCUGUGGCUGUGGCUGUCUCAGGGUGGGUGGGUGCGAGCUUCCCCCCGGGCAUGAGUGUUGCGUGGCUCCUGUCCAGCAGCGCCAGCUUCCUGGCCUCAUUCCUCGGCUGGGAGCCACUGAAGGUCUUGCUGGAAGCCCUGUACUUCUCACUGGUGGCCAAGCGGCUGUACCCGGAUGAAGAUGACACCCUGGUGGAGAGCCCGGCUGUGACACCUGUGAGCGCACGUGUGCCCCGCGUACGGCCCCCCCACGGCUUUGCACUCUUCCUGGCCAAGGAAGAAGCCCGCAAGGUCAAGAGGCUACAUGGCAUGCUGCGGAGCCUCCUGGUGUACAUGCUUUUUCUGCUGGUGACCCUGCUGGCCAGCUAUGGGGAUGCCUCAUGCCAUGGGCACGCCUACCGUCUGCAAAGCGCCAUCAAGCAGGAGCUGCACAGCCGGGCCUUCCUGGCCAUCACGCGGUCUGAGGAGCUCUGGCCAUGGAUGGCCCACGUGCUGCUGCCCUACGUCCACGGGAACCAGUCCAGCCCAGAGCUGGGGCCCCCACGGCUGCGGCAGGUGCGGCUGCAGGAAGCACUCUACCCAGACCCUCCCGGCCCCAGGGUCCACACGUGCUCGGCCGCAGGAGGCUUCAGCACCAGCGAUUACGAUGUUGGCUGGGAGAGUCCUCACAAUGGCUCGGGGACAUGGGCCUAUUCUGCGCCGGAUCUGCUGGGGGCAUGGUCCUGGGGCUCCUGUGCCGUGUAUGACAGCGGCGGCUACGUGCAGGAGCUGGGCCUGAGCCUGGAGGAGAGCCGCGACCGGCUGCGCUUCCUGCAGCUGCACAACUGGCUGGACAACAGGAGCCGCGCUGUGUUCGUGGAGCUCACGCGCUACAGCCCGGCCGUGGGGCUGCACGCCGCCGUCACGCUGCGCCUCGAGUUCCCGGCGGCCGGCCGCGCCCUGGCCGCCCUCAGCGUCCGCCCCUUUGCGCUGCGCCGCCUCAGCGCGGGCCUCUCGCUGCCUCUGCUCACCUCGGUGUGCCUGCUGCUGUUCGCCCUGCACUUCGCCGUGGCCGAGGCCCGUACUUGGCACAGGGAAGGGCGCUGGCGCGUGCUGCGGCUCGGAGCCUGGGCGCGGUGGCUGCUGGUGGCGCUGACGGCGGCCACGGCACUGGUACGCCUCGCCCAGCUGGGUGCCGCCGACCGCCAGUGGACCCGUUUCGUACGCGGCCGCCCGCGCCGCUUCACUAGCUUCGACCAGGUGGCGCAGCUGAGCUCCGCAGCCCGUGGCCUGGCGGCCUCGCUGCUCUUCCUGCUUUUGGUCAAGGCUGCCCAGCAGCUACGCUUUGUGCGCCAGUGGUCCGUCUUUGGCAAGACAUUAUGCCGAGCUCUGCCAGAGCUCCUGGGGGUCACCUUGGGCCUGGUGGUGCUCGGGGUAGCCUACGCCCAGCUGGCCGUCCUGCUCGUGUCUUCCUGUGUGGACUCCCUCUGGAGCGUGGCCCAGGCCCUGUUGGUGCUGUGCCCUGGGACCGGGCUCUCUACCCUGUGUCCUGCCGAGUCCUGGCACCUGUCACCCCUGCUGUGUGUGGGGCUCUGGGCGCUGCGGCUGUGGGGCGCCCUACGGCUGGGGGCCGUUAUUCUCCGCUGGCGCUACCACGCCUUGCGUGGAGAGCUGUACCGGCCGGCCUGGGAGCCCCAGGACUAUGAGAUGGUGGAGUUGUUCCUGCGCAGGCUGCGCCUCUGGAUGGGCCUCAGCAAGGUCAAGGAGUUCCGCCACAAAGUCCGCUUUGAAGGGAUGGAGCCGCUGCCCUCUCGCUCCUCCAGGGGCUCCAAGGUAUCCCCGGAUGUGCCCCCACCCAGCGCUGGCUCCGAUGCCUCGCACCCCUCCACCUCCUCCAGCCAGCUGGAUGGGCUGAGCGUGAGCCUGGGCCGGCUGGGGACAAGGUGUGAGCCCGAGCCCUCCCGCCUCCAAGCCGUGUUCGAGGCCCUGCUCACCCAGUUUGACCGACUCAACCAGGCCACAGAGGACGUCUACCAGCUGGAGCAGCAGCUGCACAGCCUGCAAGGCCGCAGGAGCAGCCGGGCCCCCGCUGGAUCUUCCCGUGGCCCAUCCCCGGGCCUGCGGCCAGCACUGCCCAGCCGCCUUGCCCGGGCCAGUCGGGGUGUGGACCUGGCCACUGGCCCCAGCAGGACACCCCUGCGGGCCAAGAACAAGGUCCACCCCAGCAGCACUUAGUCCCCCUUCCUGGCGGGGGUGGGCCGUGGAGUCGGAGUGGACACCGCUCAGUAUUACUUUCUGCCGCUGUCAAGGCCGAGGGCCAGGCAGAAUGGCUGCACGUAGGUUCCCCAGAGAGCAGGCAGGGGCGUCUGUCUGUCUGUGGGCUUCAGCACUUUAAAGAAGCUGUGUGGCCAGCCAGGACCCAGGGUCCCCUCCCCAGCUCCCUUGGGAAGGACACAGCAGUAUUGGACCGUUUCUAGCCUCUGAGAUGCUAAUUUAUUUCCCCGAGUCCUCAGGUACAGCGGGCUGUGCCCGGCCCCACCCCCUGGGCAGAUGUCCCCCACUGCUAAGGCUGCUGGCUUCAGGGAGGGUUAGCCUGCACCGCCGCCACCCUGCCCCUAAGUUAUUACCUCUCCCGUUCCUACCGUACUCCCCGCACCGUCUGUGUGUCUCGUGUCAGUAAUUUAUAUGGUGUUAAAAUGUGUAUAUUUUUGUAUGUCACUAUUUUCACUAGGGCUGAGGGGCCUGCGCCCAGAGCUGGCCUCCCCCAACACCUGCUGCGCUUGGUAGGUGUGGCGGGGUUACGGCAGCCCGGCUGCUGCUUGGAUGUGAGCGUGGCCUUGGGCCGGUGCUGGGGGCACAGCUGUCUGCCAGGCACUCUCAUCACCCCAGAGGCCUUGUCAUCCUCCCUUGCCCCAGGCCAGGUAGCAAGAGAGCAGCGCCCAGGCCUGCUGGCAUCAGGUCUGGGCGAGUAGCAGGACUAGGCAUGUCAGAGGACCCCCGGGUGGUUAGAGGAAAAGACUCCUCCUGGGGGCUGGCUCCCAGGGUGGAGGAAGGUGACUGUGUGUGUGUGUGUGCGCACGCGCGCGUGUGCUGUAUGGCCCAGGCAGCCUCAAGGCCCUCGGAGCUGGCUGCGCCUGCUUCCGUGUACCACUUCUGUGGGCAUGGCCGCUUCUAGAGCCUCGACACCCCCCCAACCCCCGCACCAAGCAGACAAAGUCAAUAAAAGAGCUGUCUGACUGCAA
Molecule: messenger RNA, 24205 nt
Organism: Pan troglodytes (chimpanzee)
Lineage: Eukaryota; Metazoa; Chordata; Mammalia; Primates; Hominidae
Gene: PKD1
Product: polycystin 1, transient receptor potential channel interacting
Exons: 46
Coding region: 10449-23198 (4249 amino acids)
Biological process (GO): calcium ion transport
Cellular component (GO): plasma membrane
Molecular function (GO): monoatomic cation channel activity; protein binding
Source: RefSeq, a predicted model, not a curated record